This is a messenger RNA of Botrytis porri, 3093 nucleotides long. RefSeq lists its product as uncharacterized. The transcript is spliced from 5 exons. Bases 121 to 3093 code for a protein of 990 amino acids. NCBI's taxonomy places the organism in Eukaryota, Fungi, Ascomycota, Leotiomycetes, Helotiales, Sclerotiniaceae. The record is from RefSeq and is a predicted model, not a curated record.
UGAGUUCAUCAUUCGUUGCAUCAUGAUAAGUUCAUAACCAUUCAUUCCAUUUCAAUUCACAAUGUAAAACGUUUACCCUUUACUAUUUAUCCCGUCUAUCAAUUAUUUGCUUCUUCUCCAAUGGAAGAAAAUCAUCGUUCUCGCAAGCGCAGACACACUCGUGAGCAUGGAAGUGGACAUGUAGACUCGCGAAAACACCACAAGCAUUAUAAGCACCAGAGCGCAAGUCCAAGACAUGAUCGAUUUCAUUCUCCAAAAAGACCCGCGGAACAAAGACCACCACUCGCAAUUAAAGAUCAAAAUGAACUAUCUGCGGACAGAGGUUAUGUUACCAACUGGCUUGCGCAGAUUCAAAAUGAAGACGGUGUUGAUACACCAAAACAAUUGAAUACUGGAAUGGCCUCAGGUCGCCCACAGAAGAGUUCAGGGUAUUUGAGUUAUGAUCAUACAGCACAUAGACCUGUAGAGAGUAGAAAGGCCACAGAUUCAAGGCCGAAGUCUCAUGAAGAGCACGCAUCAUCUGAUAGUUCUUUACUCGAAGCUUCAAAGAUGCCAGUGGUAGAUGAACAAAGUAGGAUUCCUCAAAGGUCAAACGCUGCUAACCAUGGCCAUGUCGAGGACACAAGUCGAUCUCACAACCACCAAAGAAAUGCGCCAUCAACUAUAACAUCCAUUUCUUCAAGAUUUUCUGUGGUGCAGCCAAAAAAGAAAUGUUUGAGAAAAGAGCGCGCCAUAAGACAAGAGAGGAUCGAGGGAGCUGUCGACAGGCCAAUUAGACCAAGGCGCGAGAAGAGAGGAGAUCGAAAAAGAGCUGCAAAGAAAGCGAGUCAGGAUCUUAUGAGUAAUUUCGCAUCGAACAAGAUAGGCCAAAAUCGUUUGACAGUGCGCCCUUCCAAUGGCCCGGGUAUUUUUCAGAAUGGCAGAGCUUCGUCUCCACCGAUACGACGAGGACUACCCGACCUCGCUUUCUCGGAAAUGGAAUUCCUUCAACGCUCUGGCAAGAAGUCGCAGAUCAAUGAUCCUAUUGUGGUUCCUAAAAGUCGUGCCAAGGAAAACAAAAAGGCUGCGCGAGCGCAAGAUGAGAUAGCAGAAUUCUUUAAACCAUCUAAGACCCCAAUAAGGAACCAUAGUCCCACUAUCGACCAUCUCACUUCUCCAACUUCAAUAUUUGAAGUCUCUCUAUAUGAGAGACAACUGAGGAAAGAUCGAGAGGAUGAUCGAUAUCGGUACUACACAGAAGAUUUGGCGGCUCGUAUUGAUGAGAAAAGAACUCAUUUGAUGGAUUCUAACAAUCAGCAAGUACAGCCCAAUGAUGUGCAGUUCUCCGAGAAGCCCACUCCCAAACUUCACUCCGAGGAGAUCAGCAGUCGCAAGGUGCUUUCCAAAACCACAGGUACCAUUGUGACAUGGUCAGAGUCCCAGUAUUCUCCUGGUGCUACUACGGCCUCACGUCGAGCAAGAGAACAAUGUUGUCAGAGGCAAAUGAGUGCGACGCCGGACUCGAUAAGAAAUUCUAUCGAACUAACGGGUAUAUUCAAGGAUACAGGUAUUGAGAGUUCAGUUCGACGAAAGUCGAACAUUCAAGAGCUUGUAAAUGAAGAAGUACAUAGGGCAGGAGGAAAAGACAUCAUAUCUACCAUAGGCAGUCUAGUUGAGACGAGCAGAGAGUUUUCUAGCCUGGGCACAGAUUCUGCUAUCAAUUCCUAUGAGAUUGGUCGAUCUCCAAGUUUCCAGCAACCAGAGUGUUUGCCUCAACUUCUGCCGCAUAUGCAAAAGAAUAAAGAGGAACCCUUGUCAAAAGAGAGCAAGCCCGUUGCAGUGGGGGUUCGCGACAAGGGACUUCGUAGAAUUGUUGGUGAGUAUUAUGAUCCAGAUCGUGGCUGGUAUCGGGGGGAAGAAUCUGAGCCACCCCCAAAAUCACCAGAACAUCAUUCGAAGCAAACGACUGUACUUACGGCAACACCACUUACCCGACAACAAAUGGCAAGCAAUGCCAAAAUUAGACGCCCAUCAACCACCCUUCCAGUAAUCCGGGAAGCUAGCGACGAAAGUCGAGAAAAAUCCCUUUCGUCAAUGUCUAUCAUCUCUCGAAAAGGAAUACAGCGAACAGAAUCUGCUCCUGUCCAGCCAUCAGGAGAGGAGGGAGAUAUGAGCAGGAAUACAUCGCCUACUAAUGACAGGGAGAGACUAGCGAAUGUCAUAGUUGAGCCACAAGUAUCCGAACAGACGAACUCCCAAUUCCAGCAUGAUCAACAGAUUCGAUCUAGUAGACGAGGAGAAAUCCCCAGUGAUAUCGGCAUAAAUCCGAUUUCCCUGGUAGAUGAAGAGGGGGAGCAGACCCACGAGGUGAGAACGGCAAAUCCGAACAGCAGAAUAUUUACACCUUUGAAAACUGCUUCACACAUCAAGCCAAGCAGUGAUCAUUUGCAACUCUCAACUCAGUCUCUGCCCAGAGGAGAACACGAAAGUUAUCAUGGCCUGUCAAGGCAUCAUUUUUCAUCUACCCUGCGUUCACCCCAGAUUCGAGUUCCGUCACUUUAUGUUCAUCAAAUGGAACUGGAGCAGGAGAAAGAUCAGAUUACGAAUGGUCUGUCGAAUGAAAAGCUUGAAGAAUAUGGAUUCUACGAGGGGCAAGAACCUCACUUUGGCAUGGAAGCGUAUGAAGAAAACUGGGACGAUCUAGAGACGGAACAGGGAAUGUCUUACGGUGUGGAAGACGUCCUUGAGAGUCGCCGUUAUAUGGGUAAUCUCCGUGAGCUUGGGCCUCAAGAAGCAAACAUGUACCAGGAUUCAAUGUCAAGAUACGAGAUGGCCGGACUUCGCUACGAUAUCGAUCUUCGAACCAACGACUACCAAUAUCAAGAUGUUCGAGGGGCAGAAUAUAACCCUUGGGGUAGUGACAAUCAUUUCGUUCAGGAACCUUGGGUUGAGAAUCGGCAAGAUUUGCAACAACAACAUGAAAUUGAGGACCAUGGUGAUCAAUUAGUUCGACCUUCGUUUCCUUCAUACCGGGAACUAGAUGAAGGCCACGACGGGAAUGCUUCGGAGACUAUCUUAAUGCAGAGAUUUUGGCGACCAAAUCCUCAAUACUGA